Colletotrichum fioriniae is the source of this 216-nucleotide messenger RNA. NCBI's taxonomy places the organism in Eukaryota, Fungi, Ascomycota, Sordariomycetes, Glomerellales, Glomerellaceae. The record is from RefSeq and is a predicted model, not a curated record.
AUGCCGUCCCCAAUCCCCCGCCUCCUCCCACCAAUCUUCUCAAUCUUCGACUCAGGCCUCGCCGAAACAGCAAACCUCCCCCUCUUCUACCUCUCCCACGACGCCGAACCCUCCGAGACAGACAACGCAAUCGGCAUCAACAUCCACGCGGGCCCCUUCUCCACCGCGCCCAUCAUCGCGCACCUCACCCACCGUCUCGUCAGCCUGCCGGGCUAG